AUGGAUAGGGCCUCGGAACUUAUGGAUGAGUUCUUCAAAAAGGACCCUGAUAUACGGCGGAUGCUUUCACCUUGUUUGGACGAGCUACACGGACUCGAUGAUGCUAUUCGACGGGUCGGCCAUAAGCACAGUCUCGACCCAAACAACCAAGAUGUCACCUUUGAAUAUGCAACCGUUCUGAUAUCCCAUACACGGAACUCUUACGUGGAAUCGGGUGUCCGGCUCAUGGAGUCGCUUGCUUUUGCUCUAUGGCAGAGGCGAUGGGGAGGGCCAACCCACGCGCAACUCCAGCAAGCAUGCAAAAUUGAAGAACCAUUACCAGCUGACGGCAGUGCUGCCCCUGCUUCUCCGAAUUUGCAACAGCUUGUUUCUUCGGAGGAGGGGAGGGAAGGGCAGCAAAUGAACGGAGAUGUGGUUUCACGGAACGGUAAAUACGGUCAGAGAGGGUGCGAGAACCCCACCCGAUGCUCGAAGGAUACCUUAGAAAGCGAUCUUGUGAUUUUUCACUACUAUUUAGCAGUGGGGUGGAUCAAACUGAAGAAAUAUGAUAAUGCUUUGUCGUCUUUGAAUCGGAUGUUAGAGCUGAAGCCAGGCCACCCUCAAGGAAUCGCGCUCAAGCAAUACGUUGAAGCAGUCUCACGGCAGACGAUAACAGUUGCCGGGCUAGCAGGUAUUGCUGCCAUUUCUGUUGCAGCAACGGUCCUCAUGGCUUUCCGACGGUCGUAA
Trypanosoma brucei brucei TREU927 is the source of this 726-nucleotide messenger RNA. RefSeq lists its product as hypothetical. Gene Ontology annotation, molecular function: protein binding. The transcript has a single exon. Gene Ontology annotation, cellular component: mitochondrial outer membrane; peroxisomal membrane. The coding region runs from base 1 to 726 and encodes 241 amino acids. Gene Ontology annotation, biological process: autophagy of mitochondrion; peroxisome fission; mitochondrial fission. NCBI's taxonomy places the organism in Eukaryota, Euglenozoa, Kinetoplastea, Trypanosomatida, Trypanosomatidae. The record is from RefSeq and is a predicted model, not a curated record.